AUGCAAUUUGUCGUCAACAGCUCCCACCACACUCGAGGCUACUACCUCAUCGAUGACAUCUACCCAAAGUGGCCGAUAUUCGUGAAAAGCUUUGCUUUUCCAAGCGACGCGAAGAAGCAGAGGUUCAAAGUGAUGCAAGAAGCUGCAAGAAAGGAUGUGGAACGAGCUUUUGGUGUUCUUCAACUUCGUUGGAAUAUUGUCAAAGGUUCGGCUCGUUUAUGGAAGAAUGAGCAUAUGAGCAGUAUCAUGUUUGCGUGCAUCAUAUUGCACAACAUGAUAAUUGAGGAUGAAGGGGCGGACACAAUCGAUUGGAAAGUCGAGGCUGGCGGUGAGGGAUCAAGCAGCGGUCCUCAUACAGAGUUCAACACUGGAGCACCGUCGGAUUUUGCUGCCUAUAUGGCCCAAAGCUCAAACCUCAAGGACAGCCGUUUGCACGCUCGACUCUGCGACGAUUUAGUCGAGCAUAUAUGGGCACGCUUUGGUCCCAUCAAGUCAUAG
This is a messenger RNA of Salvia miltiorrhiza (redroot sage), 498 nucleotides long. RefSeq lists its product as uncharacterized. NCBI's taxonomy places the organism in Eukaryota, Viridiplantae, Streptophyta, Magnoliopsida, Lamiales, Lamiaceae. The record is from RefSeq and is a predicted model, not a curated record. The transcript has a single exon. The coding region runs from base 1 to 498 and encodes 165 amino acids.